Molecule: messenger RNA, 8523 nt
Organism: Drosophila subobscura
Lineage: Eukaryota; Metazoa; Arthropoda; Insecta; Diptera; Drosophilidae
Gene: G9a
Exons: 10
Coding region: 682-6387 (1901 amino acids)
Cellular component (GO): nucleus
Molecular function (GO): histone methyltransferase activity; protein-lysine N-methyltransferase activity; p53 binding
Source: RefSeq, a predicted model, not a curated record
CAUUUGCAUUGCGUUUUCUGCUUUUUCUGCGGAAUCUGCUCGCGUAUAAGUGAUGAAAAUAUAACACUAAAAAAAUCUUGGUAAGCUCUUGAGGCGAUGGCAAAAUAGAUAAAUUCGACAGCUCUGCUCGCGUCACGUUGCGUCGCGUCGCGCUGCUCUGCUCGGUUCGGCUUCGCGUUCGGUUCCCCUCGGAGCAAAAGCAAAAGCAGAGGCAGCGCCAGAGCCAAAGGCAAUCUUAUCGCUGGAGAAGCCUGCCAGAAGCCCACACCAGCACUAGAACCAGCACACCCCCAAGUAGCAUAUUGAUGUGGAUGUCGAUGCGACGAUGUUAAUACUAUGGUGAUGGUGAUGGUGAUGAUGAUGGCUUCUCUUCGCCUGGUAGCCUGGUAGCCACCACUGCCGUUCGCAGGGAGGCUAUGCGAAGUGGCGCUGCCCGUGUCGCUGCUGCUGCUGCCGAAGGCUGAGUGGUGAAAAUUAAUAUUGAUUCCGAUUUCAUAUUUUGCAACAGCAAAAGCAGCCGCACCAUUUGUAUUCAAAAGCGGAGAACAUAAAUCUUCCGAAAAAUAAUCAAAGUGAAGAACGAAGAGGGAGAAGAAACGUAAAAUUCAACGACGGGGGGAAAAAUCUUCAAAGAGGGGGGACACGGGAGAGGAGGAGUCUGCUCCACAUUCGCCCUUGAAGAUGACGGACUUUGUGGAGCUGCUCAACAGCAUGUCCAGUACUUUUAACAGCGACUGCGCCACCAGCACUGCGGAGGGGGGCACGCUGCUCAACCUGGACCUCGCCGAAGACAAGACGCUCAAGUGGCGCAAUCUGGCCAACAAUCAGUUUGCCUGCAAGGACAAAGAGAAGAAGCAGAGCCGCGCCUGCGAGGAGGUGCAAGCGGAGGCGGGGAAGGCAGAGCCGGACGCGGAAGCGGAGGAGCAAGCCAAGCAGAAGUGUAGCCCUGAGGAGGAGACACUGUCCAAGGAGAAGAAAGGAGCAGCGGAACUGGUUCCGACAGAGGAUAUUGAGGAAAACAUCAAGGAACUGCUGGCGGACGUGGUUGAUGCCGCAGCCGUGAAGCUGGAGGAGGAAGAAGCUGCAGCGGCAACGGCUGCAGCAGCGGCAACACCUGAAGACCGCCUGCAGAAGGAAUCAAAAGUGUCAGCAGUGCAGGAUGAGCCAGCUAAAGAAGAGAAGGAAGAGACAGCAGUAGAAGGACAGAAGGCGUCAGAAACCGAAACAGCGGCAGAGACACAAGCAGAGGCAGAGACAGAAGCUGCAGCAGAAGCAGCAGCAGGUAAACCUGAAGAAGAGGAGAAACAGAUACCCAACACAGCUCCCGCCAAAGCAGCUUCGUCAGCCGAGUGCGACGACGUCGGCGACGAGCGCAAUGCCGAAGUGAAAUGCAUCGACGACGAACGCAUUGCCGAAGAGAAAUGCAUCGGGAAUGCAAACGCUGGUGGGGAGGCGUCAGCUGCAGGGCAGGCACCGCCCGCCAAUGGCAGCGAUGACAACGCUGCAGCCACAACAGAAGAGGCAACAAGCAGUGGGGUGGCCGACGUCAGCCCAAUUACGGUAAAAGUGGAAAGGGAGCCAGGAAGCACGGCGAACACGGAUACGCAAGGCAUCAAGACUGAGGAGGCAAAGGAGAGGGAUCAUCUUCUGCCAGAGCGGCGGGCAAAAGCGACACCAAAGCAGAAGGAACUCGAAGAAUCAUCAGGAGCAGCGGCAGCCGAAGCUGCAGCAGAAUCCCCAUCACAAACAGAAGCUUCGGUUACAGAUACAGCCACAGCAUCAUCUCCGAUUCCGACUCCGGUUCCGGCUCCGGCUCCACUUGUUGUCAAUUCUGCCAGCAUUAGCGUUGACGUCGACUGCUGCGCUGACGCAACAGAUUCGAAUUUGAUGAAUGCUGCCACUGCUGGCAGCAACAGCAGCAGCAGCAGCGACCAGGCGGCAGAAGCAGCAGCAGAACCACCAGCAGCCGCAGCGAGUGCUGAUAAAAAUGAACAAAUUUCACCUGGCAGUGCGCGGCGCUCGCGUCGCACACCUCGACCCACGGAUAGCCACAUCCCCAGCAACAGCAGCAGCAGCAGCAGCACACCCACUGCCAGUGCCACUGCCACUGCGGCAACCCCUGCAAUCCCUGACGAGCCACAGGCUGAGCCAGUGGCGGAGGAAGAUGCUGCGCCGAAUGUCCAGGAGCUCAGCUCAGCUCUGGAGGAGAGCAGCGAGGUGAGCAAUGUGAAGAAGGAGCCGGAGAAGCCACCACAAAUGGAGGAUGCCACCUCCGGGAGCGGCGUGACCAGUACCAGAUCCCCGCCAGCACCCAAGCGGGGACGCGGUCGUGCAAAGAAGAUCAAAACAGAUGCCGAGUCGGAUGCGGCUCCAGCUGCAGUCAGCGAGACGCCGCCACUCAUGGAGGAGCCAGUCGUCGAGCGGAAGGCGCCUGGCCGCAAGCGAAGGCUGCCCGAGGAGCAGCAGGAUCAGCCGCUGGCCGAGCUAGUGGCAGUGAAGACGGAGCAGGAGGAGGCAGGGGAAACGGCUGCUCCCAGCGCUGAUGCCAAGCGGAUGCGACGCAGUGUCCGCCUGGGCAAUCGCCAUCCAGCGGACGGUCCCGCCUGGGACGAGGUCAAGACAGAGGCGCUGCCCGCGACGUCCGAAAUGCUGCUGCCAGAGCUGGUCGGCAUUGCGGGUGGCGCCGCCGCCGCUGCAGCUGCUGCCGUGCUGGACGAGAAGACGCCGCCGAAAAAGCGCGGACGGAAGGCCAAGAUACCGCCGGUAGCCAAAACGGAACCCCACACCUCAGCAUCGGCAUCGGGAAGCGGCAACUCCAGUACGUCUCUGCCCCUGAUAAAUGGGAACAAACGGACCGUGCAGACGGCCCAUGGGGGAGGCAUGGGAAUGGCUUCUAGCGAUGUUCAGCUGCCAAAGCGCUCCAAGCGACGGAUCAAGCCUACGCCGAAAAUCCUCGAAAAUGAUGAGCUGCGCUGUGAGUUCGAGACGAAGCACAUCGAGCGCAUGACCCACUGGGAGACGGCAGCUGAGGGUGACUCCCAUUUCGAGACGCCGCAGCCGUCCGGUAGCGGAGGAGGAGGAGGCGGUGGCGGCGGAUCCAAUUCCUCCACGUCGCGUCAGAAGAGCGACAAGUCGGAUGGCAGCGGAUUCGAUGGGGGACAGCAUCCGGCCGGGACGAGUGCCAUCAAGAAGCGUCUCUUCUCCAAGUCCCUGCGCGACAUUGAGAACUCGGGAGCGGCCCUGCUGGCCAAGAGCCGCGUGAAGCCCAGCCCGGAUGUCGAUCAGUUCCUCUGCGACAUCAAGGCAGCCCGACUGACCGCUAACCGCUCACCGGAGGAGCGCAAACUGAACAAGAAGCAGCAGCGAAAGCUGGCCAAGCAGAAGGAGAAGCAUCUGAAGCAUCUCGGCCUGAAGCGCAACAACAGCGAGGAGGCCUCCGACAACGAUAGCUCCAACACGGACAACGAGUUUGUGCCCACCACCCGUGUGCAGGUGGGCAAGCCGAGUGUCACUUUGCGUCUCCGCAAUGCCGCCGCCAAGGAGCAACAGCCCACGACCUCAGCAGCAGCAGCAGCUGCAGCAGCGGCAGCAGCGGCAGCAGCCGCAGCGGUGGCUCCUUCAUUGAAAUCACAGCAUCCACCCCAGGCCCCAGCGAAGUUGACACGCCGCGUGGCCGUUCGUGGAGGAGCUGCAGCUGGAGCUGGAGAGGGACAGUCACAGGCAGCAGGAAGAUCGGCAGCGCUGGAUGCUGAACAGCUUCACUCAUUGAACAGAUCCAUUCUGGCAGAUGUGCCGGCCGGAUCCUUGGACGAUGCUGGUGCCGAUGGCAUUCCCACAACCUCCAAGCUGGCACAGGCCAAGUGCCUCUGCCUGUGCCAGAAGAGCUCUCAGUACUAUGCGCGAAAUGCACCGGACUCCUCCUACUGCUGUGCCAUUGACAAUGUGGACGAGCAGAAGAUCGGUUGCUGCAACGAGCUGCCGGCCGAGGUGCACAACCUGCUACGUCCCAGCCAGCGGGUGGGCUACAUGAUCCUCUGUGAUGAGCACAAGAAGCGCCUUCAUGCCCACAACUGCUGCGCCGGCUGCGGCAUCUUCUGCACGCAGGGAAAGUUUGUGCUGUGCAAGCAGCAGCAUUUCUUUCAUCCGGACUGCGCUCAGCGCUUCAUCCUCAACAGUCCCUACGAUGACCAGCAGCGGCAGCAGCAGCAGCCGGGCGGAUCGGCAUCAGGGUCUGCCGGCAGCAAGUUCAGCAGCCCCAUGUUGGUGUUGAAGUGCCCGCACUGCGGGUUGGACACGCCCGAGCGCACCUCCACGGUGACCAUGAAGUGCCAGACUCUGCCCGUCUUUCUGGCCACCCAAAAGUACAAGAUCAAACCGGCCAAGCUGACAACCUCCUCGCAUUUGGCGCAGUUUGCGGGCCCCGGCAAGGUGCCCAAUGCCAGCGCCAAGCCCAAGGGCAGGGCAUCAGCAUCCUCCAGCUCUGGAUCCAAAGCGAACGGAACGCCGCGCGGCGCAAAGGGAGCCAGCUCGGGGAGCCAAAGUCAAACCAUCAAUUUCGAGCAGCUGAUACCCGACUCGGUGAUGAAUGUGGUGCUGCGUGGACACGUUGUAUCGGCCAGCGGUCGCGUGACCACAGAGUUCACCUCCCGCGACAUGUACUAUGCGGUGCAGAACGAUGAUCUGGAGCGUGUGGCCGAGAUUCUAGCUGCGGACUUUAAUGUGCUAACACCGAUACGGGAGUUCUUGAAUGGCACCUGCCUGCAUCUGGUGGCCCACUCGGGCACCCUACAGAUGGCCUACCUGCUGCUCUGCAAGGGCGCCAGCUCCCAGGACUUUGUCAACAUUGUCGACAGCGAACUGCGAACGGCCCUGAUGUGUGCGGUGAUGAACGAGAAGUGCGACAUGCUCAAUCUCUUCCUGCAAUGCGGUGCCGAUGUUGCCAUCAAGGGGCCCGAUGGCAAGACGAGUCUACAUAUUGCUGCCAAGCUGGGCAGCGUGGAGGCCACGCAGCUGAUCGUGGACAGCUACAAGGCCUCGCGGAACAUUACCAACUUUCUGAGCUUCAUCGAUGCACAGGACGAGGGCGGCUGGACGGCCAUGGUCUGGGCCGCCGAGCUCGGACACACGGACAUUGUGAGUUUGCUGCUGAACCAAGGAGCUGAUCCGAAUAUCUGCGACAACGACAACAACACGGUGCUGCAUUGGUCAACGCUGCACAAUAAUGGCCUGGACACGAUCACGGUGCUGCUGCAGGCAGGUGCCGACUGCAAUGUCCAGAAUGUGGAGGGCGAUACACCGCUCCAUAUUGCCUGUCGUCAUUCGGUGACCCGAAUGUGCAUCGCCCUCAUUGCCAAUGGAGCUGACUUGAUGGUGAAGAACAAGGCCGAGCAGCUGCCCUUCGAUUGCAUACCCAACGAGGAGUCAGAGUGCGGCCGCACGGUUGGCUUCAACAUGCAAAUGCGCAGCUUUCGACCCUUGGGCCUGCGCACCCUGGUCGUGUGUGCGGACGCCUCGAACGGACGGGAGGCGCGGCCCAUUCAGGCGGUGCGCAAUGAGCUGACAAUGUCGGAGAACGAGGAUGAGGCGGACACGCUGAUGUGGCCCGACUUUCGGUACAUCACCAACUGCAUCAUUCAGCAGAAUUCUGUGCAGAUCGAUCGUCGCGUCUCCCAGAUGCGCAUCUGCUCCUGCCUGGACAGCUGCAGCAGCGAUCAGUGCCAGUGCAAUGGCGCCUCCUCGCAGAACUGGUACACGGCCGAGAGUCGCCUCACCUCCGACUUCAACUACGACGAUCCGGCGGUGAUCUUUGAGUGCAAUGAUGUCUGCGGCUGCAAUCAGUUGUCGUGCAAGAAUCGCGUGGUACAGAACGGCACGAGAACGCCGCUGCAGAUCGUCGAGUGUGAGGAUCCGGCCAAAGGCUGGGGCGUGCGUGCACUGGCCAAUGUCCCUAAAGGCACCUUUGUGGCAUGCUACACGGGGGAGAUACUGACCGCCCCGGAGGCAGAUCGCCGCACCGACGACAGCUACUACUUCGACCUGGGCCAUGGGCACUGCAUCGAUGCCAAUUACUAUGGCAACGUGACCCGCUUCUUCAAUCACUCCUGCGAGCCCAAUGUGCUGGCCGUGCGCGUCUUUUACGAGCAUCAGGACUAUCGCUUCCCCAAGAUUGCCUUCUUCGCGUGCCGCGACAUCGAUGCCGGCGAAGAGAUCUGCUACGACUACGGUGAGAAGUUCUGGCGGACAGAGCAUCGCUCAACACUGGGCUGCAAGUGCCUGACUGAGUCCUGCAAGUAUGCCAGUCAAUCCACCAGCACAAAUGCCUCGCCCACAGAGGCGACAACUGCAGAGGCAGCAGCUGCGGAGUCAGCCGAACCAGAUACGGUUUAGACUUGGCAACUCAUCGACAAGCACACCCACCAAGCCAGACAUUGGACCAGACAUCACACGCAGCUCCAAGCAGCAGCCACAACAAGAGAUCCGCCAUACACAUUUAGCUAUAAUUAUAGAUCCAGCAGUGACCCAUGCCGCUCACUGAUAUAGAUGCUAUAUGUACAUACAUAUAUAUAUGUAGAAACCAUUACCAAUCGCAUCAUGAAUCGAAAUGAGAGGCAGCCCGAACCAGCGUCGACCUUUCGCGGGUGCCUCUUCGACUGCCAAAUGUUUCAUGAUUAACGCAUUUUAAUUCAUUCUUUUUUUUUGUACAUGUAAAAUGUUUGUUAAUUAUUAUUUUUGUUUGUUUUCAUUAUUAUUGCAUGUUUUCGAUCGCUGCAGCCUGGCCCAGCCCCUGUGUCCAUUUUUCCCAUCUGCGGUGUCUGCGCGUUGCUAGUUUUAGGGACUGGAGUGUAUCGAAGCGCGUCUAGUCAUAAGAAAGUGGGAGAGCGAGAGAGAUUGUAUACUCAACAGUUACAGUGCGUUUCAUAUAGCUAAUCAUUAGUAUAAAUCCAAGACCCCCCCACCCCUGCCCAAGACGUACAGCUGUGAACCGCAUUUUACGUACUCGCGAUAGACACACACACACACACACACCCCCACGUGAAUGUAACAAUAACAAUAAUCAGAAAAACAGCUAAAGCGGGAAUCCCAUGAGAGAAGAACCAUUUUUUUGAACAUAUGAAAAUUUGCAUUGCAACAAGAGCAGAAAUAUAUGUAUGUAUGUAUGUGUACGUGUAGCCGAUAAGCAGAAUGAAUCAAAAAGAAAAAAAGUAACUUUAUACCAACAUAUUACAUAUGCAUAUGUAUGCAUGUACAUACAUAUAUUGCAGUCUAUACAUACAUACAUACAUAUGUAUGUACAUAGCAGGUUAAAGUACUGAUAGUCGUUAACAGAAGAAGAAGAAAACAAAAAGAAAUACACAAGUGAUGAUUGUAUUCAGCCAUACUCGCACACACACACACACACACUAACAGAUUCGAUCUGGGUUAACUGGUUUCGUGAGCGAGAUACUCCCCCCUGCAUCACACCCCCACCACACAACAUUCCUAGGCCAUUUCCCGUACAUAUCCAUAAAAACAAAACUUUGGACAAUUUGUAUUUUUUUAGGAGUUUUCUGUUAGCCAAGUUUGCCACAAGUGCCUCAAGGAAAAGAUACCCCCUGCCCCAAAUCUAGCCCUACCCUCUCCUCCUGCAGGUUAUACAGGUUUUAUAUCAAUCGACCAAUAUCACAAAAGUGCAAUGCAUAUUGUGCGUGUGGACUGUGCAAAGUGUGGAAAGGAAUCAUUUAAUUUUAGUUUUGUGUCACAUCACCCCACCGCUCGGCAAAUUUGCGCGUCUAACGGAUCCACGUGCAAACACACACACACACACAUAAAGAGUAGUUGAUAGAUUAGGAAAUUGAUUGUGUGUGUACUGUACUGUUACACACACACAUACUACACACAUGUUUGUGUAUGUAUGCAUGUGUAACUUGUAUGGACAUUAGGAAUGCGUAGUCUAAACUGUAAGUUAUGAGUACUCCAGGAUUAUCCAUGUCGCCCCACCCCCACCCACGCCCACACAUAACACCCAACUCCAAUUCCCAGUCCCGCCAUAAGGUCGGAGUGCAAAAAGAGAACUUCUAUGGCGUUCGCCACUCCGACCGCUUGACUGGGGAGGGGAUUACUAGACUACUAGACGUGUAUUUUUGUGUAACAAUCAAAUAUAUAAGCAAAGAUUUGGAUGUAUGUAUGUACAAUAUCUAUCCAGAGAUCACUAUAGCAUAACUCACAAAUUUUCAAUUGUUAUCGAACGCAGAAUUUCUGUCACAGAAAUCUGCGACUCAUUUGUUUUGUUUUUUUCUUGGUUUUAUUUUUUAAUGUAGAUUACGAUUAAGCUGCGACACGACACUCUGAUGCAGUGGAAUGUUCUUUCCAGAGAGAGGCAUUUUAUUAACCAUUUGACGCACCUAAACAUUUAUGUUUGAAGCAAUUUGCUGAUUCGCUGACUUAUGAAAGAAAAUCCCUAGCAGGCAGAGGCACAUUUCGUUUGCAAUCAAUCACGUUACUGUUAAGCAUAAGAAAUUAAAUAAUUCAAAUAAAUAAUUAUAC